Molecule: messenger RNA, 1936 nt
Organism: Micropterus dolomieu (smallmouth bass)
Lineage: Eukaryota; Metazoa; Chordata; Actinopteri; Centrarchiformes; Centrarchidae
Product: lymphocyte-specific protein 1-like
Exons: 14
Coding region: 88-1545 (485 amino acids)
Source: RefSeq, a predicted model, not a curated record
UAGAACCAAGGUCAGAUCCAGGACCAGAGGCAACACUGCAACUAGAACCAGAAUAAGGACCACAGACCAGGGGCAGCCCAGUCCACCAUGUCAGAACCCAUCAGAAGAAAAAGCUCCAGCAGACAGCUCCUGCAGAACCUCAUCAGGGUGACGGCCCAGCGGAGCCAGGAGGACGCUGAGGAGGUGGAGCGGGAGCGAAGGAGGAGAGCCAGGGAGAAGGAAAAAGGAGAGAGGAGCCCCUCUUUUCCAGAGCCGCCGCAACACAACAAUCUCACAAACAACACAGAGUUGGACAAGGAGCUGAAGCCCAGUUGCUGCUUGGUUCUGGAGGAGGACGAGGGCUUCAGCGACUGGAGUCACAGGUUGGAGAAUCGUAAUGAGCAAGAGGUGCCGGAUGACUGCAAGGCCCAGGUGCAGGGACUUUCAACACCGCAGCAGAAACCAGAGGCUGAAGAGGAGAAACAGCAGGAGGAUGAAGAGGAGGAGGGAUGUGAGCCACAACAAAGUGGAUGGUCAGUGGAAGCUUCAACAAGACCUCCAGAGAAGAUGUCCAGCAACAGAAAGGAAGUCAGGAUGUCAUACAGCUCAACGGUCUUCUUGCCACAGGACACCAGGCUGCAGCACGCCAUGGGCCAAGCAGCAGACAGGGCGUCCUAUCUGGUGGCGGGGACAAUGAGACCACGUGGGGGGGCCUGCAGGUUGGAUGGGGAGGUGGAGCGGGAGGAGCGUAAGGAAGAGGACGAUGUGCAGGCUGCUCUGCAGAGGGACUGGAGGCCAGCAGAUAUACAACAGAACCCCAGAGAUGAAGACGAUCAGGAGGAAGAAGAACUGAGCUUUACACGUGAGGAGAAAGAAGACUUCCAACUCAGAAGGAGGUCAGUGGCAGGCAGGAGUGAGGAGGGGAACAGAAGAUCUACAGUCUCUCUUUGCAGCAGCAUCGAAGGCGAGGAGCCGUUAAACAGUUACGGUCCCAUGAGCCCGACAUUCAAGAAACUCCUCAUUCAGUUUUACCCAGAUGAAGUGAACAGCAGAGUCUCAACAGACACUAAAUGCAUGAUCAUAGAGAGAACUGAGUCUCUGAGGAAAAGCACCAGCAACAUAAAGAAGACGCUGCCACCUGCAGCUGUUUCCAAGAUUGACAAGAAACUUGAGCAGUACGCACAUGCUCUUGAGAUCUCCUCAAAGGAAAGCAGAUCAGGCAGCCAGGUGCUGACGGACAUGACGAGUCCCCCUGAACCCGUCUCCUCUAAGAAGAACCUGUUUGAGGCCGGAGAAGCCUGGAACCAAAACGCUAUCUCAGUCACACCAUCUAAGGAUGCAGAUGGUUUGAAAGUCGGUGUUGCAGAUCUCAUCAAUCAGUGGGUGAAAGGAAGUGAAGAUGGAAGCAGGUGUAGCUCUCCCUCCAAACCAGGAGACAGCUCCAUGGGUAAAAGAUAUAAGUUUGUGGUGACGGGCCAUGGCAAGUAUGAGAAGGUUUCUGUUGACUACGGCUGCAGUGAAGAUGCAAACUACCAGUCAGCUGGACAGUUCUAUGAAGAUUUGUGAAACGCAGGCUGGACGUCUGAAUUGCGAAAUAAAUCUUUUAUACUUUGAUACACAAAUUUUAGCCACUAUUGCUUCACCAUUCUUUGUAUUUCAAGCUUUAGGUUGGAAAUGUAUUUAAAUUCUGUUGUAAUGAUAACAUUCCCGGGACAUUUUACAAAAGGCAGUGAUGCAAACAUUGAGUCUUUUUCCUGUUUAUACUGGACAAGUAUUUCCUUUUAUCCUGCGAAUAAUAAUCUCAAGGUAUUUCAGCAGUAGUAAAUCUUUUUAGACAAUAAAAUAACUUCAAUUACACCGGUGUUGGAUUCCUCAGUACAUUAGCUGUUUAAGUUCGCCUUCCCUUGUCAUUUACUGUGUAGGUGAUCUUCUACCCUGUUCCCAGUAUAGUGUAUUC